UUGCUCGCUGUUUUUGUACCUCGAUGGACUGUUUUGCGGUUCCCUGUAAAACGAAUGCGAGAUUUCGGAUUCCAAAAUGCUCGUAAACGGUUUUGGCGAGCAGUAUCCUUUGGAAUGCCCCGUAACUGGGGUGUAUGAGGAUCCAGGAUGGAAUUUGCAGUGCCCGAUGGCAAGUCAGUGGUCUCGGCAACCGGUUAACCCUCAGUGUAGUUAUGGUGAUUAUAAUCAGAACCUUCAAAGUCCAUCAGUGCAGUGUUUUAGACCGUUCGUUCCUUACGCACAUGAGAAUGUGGUGCCGUAUUAUCCAGUUCAGGAAGUGUACCAGCAGCCAGUGCAAUAUGUUCCACCUCGUCCGAUGAUCCAUAACUUGCCCUGCCAUGAGCAGCCGGCUUGGGAUUAUAACAGCAUGUGCUAUAACGUGGAUGGUCAGCCAUGUCAGUACACUACUGUAGUCGACUUGGAGGAUUUUAUGAAUAAUGAGAAAAGGAAGGAGAAAUCGCGGGUGGCAGCCCGAUGUCGACGCACUAAGGAGAUGCAGAUCUUCGCAGAGCUCACUGCUGCUCUACCAGCUCGUAAGGAAGAAGUGGAGCAGCUUGACAAAGCCUCCGUCAUGAGACUUGCCAUAUCUUACCUGAAAGUGCGGGAUGUGGUGUCUUUGCUCCCAGAAACUGAAUCGGAGCAUCCAAAGAUGCAGAACCCUGAAGGCAUGGAGGAGGUAUCGACAGAGCUCUCAUACAUGAAGGCUCUGGACGGCUUCGUACUAGUGCUGUCUCAGCAGGGCGACAUUGUGUACUGCAGCGAGAAUAUUGCAGACCAUCUUGGGGUUUCACAGAUGGAAAUCAUGGGUCAAAGUGUGUUCGAGUUCAGCCACCCUUGCGACCACGAUGAGAUCCGCGAAGCUCUGCGUUCCACCACAUCGGGCCGUCGUGAUCUGCUGCUCCGGCUUAAGUGUACCCUCACCAGCAAAGGGCGGAAUGUGCACCUUAAGUCUGCUUCUUACAAGGUGAUCCAUAUAACUGGCCACAUGCUAACACCAACUGACAAGACAGAACGCAACAACAAUGAUGACAAAAAACCGGAUCUUGAUGACAAGAAGGUGACCAAGAAUGGUACUCUAGUGGCAGUGGGCAGGCCCAUACCUCAUCCUUCUAAUAUAGAGAUACCUCUGGACAGCAAGACGUUUUUGUCGAAACAUAGCCUGGAUAUGAAGUUCAACUAUGUGGAUGAGGCAUUGAUGAGCACUCUCGGUUACGAGCCGGACGAGCUAGUCGGCCGUUCCGUAUACGAGUACCAUCACGCAGCCGACGCCGCAUCCUUAGUCCAGCAGUUCAAAUCACUGUUUUCGAAGGGGCAAUGCGAGACUGGGCGCUAUCGCUUCCUCGCCAAAACUGGUGGGUUUGCCUGGGUCCAAACCCAGGCUACCGUCAUCACCGACAAGCAACAGAAGCCCAUCAGCGUCGUCUGCGUGAACUACGUCAUCAGUGGCAUCGAGUGCAAAGAUGACGUGUUCGCCGCACACCAAGUGCAGUACGCGGACUUGAAGCCCUUGCUGGCCCCAGCGGCGCCUGUACCCGCACCAGUGUCUGCUUUGAACCCAUCUGAGCACACACCAAACGGCGCAAUAGUCGCCAUCAUAAAUCCGGAGGAGAAACGUCCUAUACCUGUCACAGAGCUCAUAUUCGCUCCGCGAAAGAAAGAAAUGAACAAAGGCUAUCUCAUGUUCUCCCAAGACGAGGGACUUACAAGUGAGUGGCAUAAGAACUUCCAAAGCUUAGUGCUUAAAGACGAGCCGGAAGAUCUGACACACUUGGCACCCACUGCUGGCGAUGCUUGUAUACCUCUAGAGAAUAGUCCCUUCGACAUGUUUGACGAAUUCAUUUUGAACGAUAAUUACUGCAGCCUACUGGGAGAUGAUUUGGCUAACGCGUCGCCGGUAGACUCUUUAACGCCAGAUUCAUUAUUGUUGUCUUCUCCCGAGCCACAGGAAAACGAUUCGUCAUGCGAACAGUCUUCGUUAUUAACAGAGCUGUCACUCGAUGCAUUUGACAGCAACAGAUCAGAUAAUGACAUUGAUGAUGGACACUCUCCCUUCAUCCCGGCUAGCGAUGAGCUCCCGGUCUUGGAACCUGCAGUGAUGUGGGGUGCCUUGCCCGACAACGUAAGCAUGGCAAGACCACAACCCACAGAGAUGCAAACCACCUCCCCCGCCCCAGCACUGCAACGCCUAUUAACGACCACCACAACGGGACCACCACCACAAGAUCUCAUAACCAAUAUUUACUCUGACCAAGGACUACUGCCAAUCAGGAGUGUGACGUCAUGGGAUACGGGUGUCAAGAGAGUAAUGAAGCAAGAACAGGAGCCGUGCGCAAAGCGUGUAAAGCGCAGCCCAUCACCAGUCCAGUCGACGACGCCGGCACAGUCGUCCAGCGUCCUCAUGAACCUCCUGGACAUGCAGCAGCAGCAGCAACGCCUACAACAGACCCCACAAAGGCGCCCCAACUACCAAAUGGCUAGGCAACCAAUCCCACAGAAUAACAACAUGAAUAACAUCCCACUCCCCGUAAUAAACCUAUUACAAGACAUGCAACAUAAGCAGAUGAUGCGCAACAACUCUCCAAUCAUCAGCUCGGUUAUCCGGUCAAAUAUUAGCAGCCCCAUGUCCCCACUGAGUCUUAAUGUAAGCCCCAUGUAUUCCCUGCCAUCUAGCCCCAAUAGCUACACGCAUAGCCCGGCAAUGAGCCCAGCUCAGAGGGAGCGCGUGAUGAGCCCGUACACUCCCCAGUCCAUGUCCCCCGUAGGUAAGUUCCAACAAUACAGUCCGGGAAGCAGAAUGGUGUCUCCAGUCGGCGUGAUGCAGGGCUGUGACCCCUACCUCAACAAUAAAAUGCAGCCUAGCCCAAGCUUCCCCCUUCAGACACCAGAAAUCCUGCUUGACAAUAACGUACCCCUGACGACCAAUGACUUCUGGAGCGAGACCGACAUCAUCCAAGGAGCCAGCGACCUCCUCACUGCACUAGACGACGUCAAACUAGUUUAGUCUUUAACAAAAUAGGAGGCUCCGGAGUGAUUUCUAUUUCCCUUGGAACAGUUGUGUAUUGAUUGAAUACUGGAAUACAUAGUUGACAUUUUAGAAUUCAGUUUUUCACACAAACAUUCCAAUAGAAAUUGUUAUUUGAUGUUUAUUCUUUAUGAAAUCACUCGUAUGUAUGCAGGGUCAAAGGGUGAGAUACAAUAUAAGCCAAAGGGAUUCCAUGCGAUAUUUCAUUGUACCGACACUCGCCUUGCAAAACGUUUUCAUACAUAAUUCAGACUAGAAAAUGUAUUUUUAUUCUGUAUGCGUGGAAUCCUGGGUACGCAACGAUGUGACUUAGAUUAACAGAUUAUUAUAUAUUGUGUACGUCAUUUUAAUGAAUUAUAUGUAUUUUGUAUGUCUAAAGAUAUUUGCUGAACGUGUGUUUAGCUGUAUCAUAGUUUACAUAAUUAGUUCUAUAUACAUAAUUAUGUUAUGUAGCGUAAAAAACGAGGCAGAAUUAAACAACAUGUGAUGUGUGUGUCAAUCAUAUUUAAAAAGGAAUUGUUAUGAAUUUUGAUAUACAUAAUGUAACAAAAUUUUAUUAGAAAUAUGUUUAAAUUUAAUUUUCACAUACAUUGCGUAGUUUAUUUCUGUCUUGUUUAAUUUCGCACAUUUAGAAAUAAAUAAGUACUAUUAUGUAUCAAUAAAAGAAAAUUGGAUUACGGUAUUCGAUAUAGUUUAGUACAUACCUACAUAUAUUUUUACAAUCGGCAAAGAUUUCAUUUAUAAUAAAAAUCAUUUGAACAUUUCUCAAAGAUUAUAUAAAAAAUAGCGUUAAGCGAAGUCUAUGUAAGACUUUUAAUUUAUAUUUUAUGAUCAAACCGUAUACUCAUUUAGGUUUAAGAAAUCAUAAUCUUGUUUUUCUCCAUUCAACAGAUGUUAUAUUUAUUUAUUCGCUAUCCACUGCCUUGUGUCCUAUAUUUGGGACACGUCUUUACUGACGAUGAUUUUCGAACCGUGCCUUAAGGUCCACUCGAAUAAUUUUAUGUGUUUAUGACAAUUGAAAUAAAAACAGUCAUCCUCGUUCUAUUUUUUAUCCGCAAACUGUUUUACAAUAUUAAUUUUGAACUAGAAGAUUAAAAUUAAUAGUUUUGUUAAGACUAUUUUGUAGGGAGAAAAUAGAACUAGGUUGAAUUCUUUUAGACAAGUUAUUACCUGGUUAUUUGCCUAUAUUGUUAGGUAGACAAGUCUUAAAAACGUUUCUAGCUAUAGUAAUGUUUGCAUUAAAUGCCGUACAUAUUAAGUACAAUCAGUAAACAUGCUAUCAUUAAAUGAAUUAAUGCAAUUAUUUUUUUUCUUAUAAUUUUAAAUCUCGAUAGAUUAUUUACACAAAUAUUUAGCUAUAAAAAUUUAAUUUAAGACGGGAUUGUUAUAGAUCGAUAAUUGAUCAAUUUGAUUUAUAAAAAGAAAUAAAGUUUUCUAAAAAUAAAGUAUAUAGCAAUAGUGUGUAAGUCAUGUUUUUGAAAUUGUUAACCCAAUAUUACCAUUUUUGAAAGCGAGUUUGUUGCAGUAAUUAUAACUUUAAUUUUAAUUUUAAGUGUACUCUGAUAUAAGUGACUACUGCCAAUUUUCAUUGUUUUUUUUUCACAUUUCUAUUGUGUUGUUUCUGUAUAAAAAUAUAUUAUCUUCUUUCCAUAAAUGUGCCAUAGGAUUUGUAAAAUGUUUACAUGUCCUUUAGCGGUUUUUUCACAAAUGUAUACGUCCCAAAUCAUCUCGUAAAUUCACACCAAUUAUUAUUAAAAUAAAAAUUAAAUUGUAAAUAAUAUAAAUCAAAUUGUUUUA
Molecule: messenger RNA, 4858 nt
Organism: Spodoptera litura
Lineage: Eukaryota; Metazoa; Arthropoda; Insecta; Lepidoptera; Noctuidae
Source: RefSeq, a predicted model, not a curated record